Messenger RNA from Gastrolobium bilobum, 1488 nucleotides. RefSeq lists its product as uncharacterized. Bases 63 to 1073 code for a protein of 336 amino acids. The transcript has 9 exons. NCBI's taxonomy places the organism in Eukaryota, Viridiplantae, Streptophyta, Magnoliopsida, Fabales, Fabaceae. The record is from RefSeq and is a predicted model, not a curated record. Gene Ontology annotation, molecular function: protein binding.
UAAAACUCUAACAAAGAGCACUGAAAAAGGGGUGUGGCAGGAGCCGUGCAAGGAAGAUAACAAUGGCGACGGAGCUGGAAGAACUUGUGAGCUUUCUGUCUUGUCCAUCGCCACCGAUUACAAAGGCUGCUGUUGAUAUAGUUCGCGGAUUAACUGGUUCCGUGGAGGGCUUGAAGUCUCUCUCCAAUUACGCAAACUCUGUGCUUCCUGCGUUAUCGAGACUCUUAACGGCUCCCAAGGAAGUUUCGGAAGCUGCUGCUGAAGCUCUAGUAAAUCUCUCGCAAGAUUCGAAUCUCGCGGCUGAGAUGGUUCGGAUGGGAAUGGUUAAAACGGCAAUGGAUGUCUUGUACAAGCAAGAUUGUAGCAUUACUCGUUUGCUUGUUAUGCUUUUGGUUAAUCUCACUCAACUCGAUGCUGGUACUGCUUCCUUGCUUCAGACUGAAGAAGACAAGGUGCAUGGAUUAUAUGUUAUGAAGCUUGUCAGAUCGUUUUGUAGAACCACCCAUGAAACUAAUGAUGAUCCUUUUGAACAUGUUGGUUCAAUACUUGUUAACAUCUCAAAGCAGCGGGCAGGGAGGGAGCUUCUACUUGACCCUAAACGGGGUCUCUUAAAGCAAAUAAUCAGACAGUUUGAUUCUAACAGUUCAUUGAGAAAGAAAGGGGUCUCUGGAACUAUUCGCAACUGUUGCUUUGAAGCUGAGAGUCAGCUACAAAAUCUGCUUUUGGUAUCCGAGUUUCUCUGGCCUGCAUUACUUCUUCCAGUAGCUGGAAACAAGAUCUACAGUGAACAAGACAGAUUGAAAAUGCCACUUGAACUUGGGACUGCACUUUCGAUUGAACGUGAACCAGUUAAUGAUCCAGAAAUUCGUAUUCAAGCAUUGGAAGCCAUAUACUUGAUCUCAUUGCAGGAGGCAGGUCGAAGAGCCUUUUGGUCUGUAAAUGGACCUAGAAUAGUACAAAUCGGUUAUGAAGAUGAGGAAGAUCCAAAAGUAAUGGCUGCAUAUGAGCAACUGGGGUCCUUGUUGAUUCACAGCGGCAGUACGGAGGAACCAUCCAGCGAGACCACAAAAUAGUUACUUCGUAUUUGUUCAAUUGACCCCGCUUUAUCUCCAUAAGAACUCUGAAGUACUUGUGAAGGUCAUUCCAAGUCGAAAGUUUUACUUUGAGUUAGAAUUACCAUUUUUAGAAAUAUGUAAAUUACGUGGCUUAGAAUAGCUGGUCAAAAUUGUUAUACAUGCUGCUGAAUGAGUCAAAGAUGCACUAUUGAUGAUGAUGCGUAAGUUCGGUUUGCACCUCCAGUUUCUGUAUUUGGACUUCUAAACUGCAGGUUACACUUUAAAAAGAUAAACUGCUAGUGGUAAUUAUGAUGAGACGAGAAAAUCUUUACAAGAAUCACUUUGGAGGAUCUAAAUCCUGAUUUUGAUGUAACCCGUCUCUUCUGGAUUAUUGUUAAUCAUUCAUUGGCUGGGUAAUGCUUCUGAUGAUUUA